AAAGCAUUGUAAUUGCCACUCGAUGACUUCAUUUCUUGUACAGUCUCAGUUCGUUAUGUGUUAGCUGGUAGCCCACAAAUGUAUUAUUUAGCAACGUUAUCUUUACUAGUUAUCAAAGUUGCAUUUCCAGAGUCUGAUGUCGUAUUACCAGAAUUUAAAGAUAACAGUUUGUCAUUAAUUCUGAUGGUUAACAAACUGGAGCCGAGGGAAGGAGAGAGUGUGGAAUUCAAAUGCGCGAUACUCGCAGCAUUCAGCCAAAGUCACCAGAAGAUGACGACUACGUUCUGGUUAAGCAAGGAUGGAAUUGUACUCCAGUCCAAGACAGAACAUAGGGGAGCCACACCCGUAUUUGCCAUCGAGUUUAUUCAGAAAGCAGAUUCCGGUUUUUAUACGUGCAUUUACAAUACGUCAAACGAUAACAAAGGAGAGAGACGCGUCGAAAGUGAACGUGUAAAACUGACAGUAAAAGAUUCUGAGUAUUCCAUAAGUCUGAAUCUGGACACUCCGAUUGCACCAUUAUUGGCAAAAGUGGAAUUUAAAUGCAUGCUACGUAAUUAUAAACAGGAGCUGGAAAAACAGAAGAACCUGAACUUCUAUCUUUUCCAGAACACUAUUGCAGUUGAUUCACGGCCAUUUUCUUCAAGUCUCCCAGCAGUCUCAUUUCCUUUGUUAAACUUGAGCCUUAGCCACACUGGAAGCUACAUUUGUGGACUUGGAGUAAACAAAAGUUUUCUUACCAUCCUGAAACGCAGUGCUGCAGUUCAACUUCUUGUGAAUGUUUCACAGGUUUCUCCCAGCCCAGCUUCACCUGAAGAUACAAAUGAAAAAUAUGAUUCUCCACAGAAACUAGUCAUUUUCCUAGCAGCAGGAGCUGGAGCUGCAAUUGUUUUACUUAUACUAUUAAGUUUGGCUCUCCUGAGGCAUUUUCAUCCUAAAAAAGGUUCUAAAAUGAAUGCAGAACAUGUAUAUGAAAGCAUGGUGGACAUUAGACAAGAAACACCUUCAUUUGAAAGCUAAAUCAAGGAUAAUAUUUCUCUACUCCACCAAAUGAUUUUGUCUACUCAAGCUGAAAGUGGUCACUGACAAUUUUUUCAACUGUUUUAAGUCUUCUUGGAAUUAUUCCUGCGUAAGACUAAAUGCCUUCCUCAAACCAACUGACAGAGCGUGACAAUGAAGUGAAGAAUGAUCAUCACAGAUUGACACUAGUAUGGAACAACUUCAAUCAAGAUUUUGGUGUUUUUUGUGAUAUUAAAAUCUAAAUUAUUCACACAUGUUUCUUAUUA
This is a messenger RNA of Erpetoichthys calabaricus (reedfish), 1283 nucleotides long. RefSeq lists its product as uncharacterized. The transcript is spliced from 8 exons. The coding region runs from base 79 to 1017 and encodes 312 amino acids. The record is from RefSeq and is a predicted model, not a curated record. NCBI's taxonomy places the organism in Eukaryota, Metazoa, Chordata, Cladistia, Polypteriformes, Polypteridae.